This is a messenger RNA of Esox lucius (northern pike), 2089 nucleotides long. RefSeq names its product clarin 1 (gene clrn1). NCBI's taxonomy places the organism in Eukaryota, Metazoa, Chordata, Actinopteri, Esociformes, Esocidae. Bases 404 to 1102 code for a protein of 232 amino acids. Gene Ontology annotation, biological process: sensory perception of sound; equilibrioception. The transcript has 3 exons. The record is from RefSeq and is a predicted model, not a curated record.
ACUUCUAUCAAUCUAGUUUAAAGCGCUAUUAACCGGACAUUUAUUACUCGGUUGAAGAAUAUUCAGUGGUCUCCACAGAUGAGCGUCGUACCCAAUCAGACUUCAGCUCACCGGAGCGAAAGGCUUCUCACCCUGGGAAGUGCAUUCCCGAAAUUGAAACCUUGGUUACUUGGAGACGAUGAGCAAGAGGGAAAAUGAUCAGUGUAACUUAAUACGAUACGGCAUGUAGAACAGCAACGGUAUAAACAUUUAACCGUUUUAUUGAGAUAUGUUAUAUAGACUACCCUUACACCUAUUUUUUUGUUUUGAAAUACUUGCCUCAGUAAGAGUUCGUUGGCGACCAACUGGAAAUGUAUUGAACAUCAUGGAAUAGGCUGGUUGGACUAAUUUCCCAACACUCACCAUGCCGAAUCGUCAAAAGAAAAUUAUAUUCUCUGUGGCGGGCGUUUUGAGUUUCGCCUGUGUCCUCGUUGUUGCGGCGGCGAUGGGGACGCAAUUUUGGGUACAGGGAAAUGUCCUGUGUACAACCGGAGCGCAGCUUGUUAAUGCUACUGGGCAAGAGCUGGAUAAAUUUGUCGGAAGGUUUAACUAUGGUCUAUUUCAAGGACAGACAGUGAAACAAUGUGGGCUUGGAGGAAGACCAUUUAGAUUUUCAUUUUUUCCCAAUUUGGUGGAAGUCAUCCCAGCAAGCCUUCAUGUCACUGUACUCUUCUUCUGCGGAGUGCUCAUCCUCUUCUCCUCUGUGGCCACAGGCUUCUUUAUGUACAAUGCCUUUGGCAGUCCCUACGAAACUCUCCAUGGACCCCUGGGACUCUACUUCUGGAACUUCAUCUGCUGUUUCUGCAGCUGCCUGGUGAUGAUCUUGUUUGCCUCCGAGGUGAAGCUCCACCGGCUGUCCGAUUCCAUCGCCAACUUCAAAGAGGGCACAUUUGUCUACAAGACAUACACGGAGCACUUCGACCACUCCUUCUGGCUCAUCUUCCUCACCUUCCUAGUUCACGGCCUCAACAUCCUUCUAAUCCGCGUGGCCGGCAUCCAAUUUCCCUUCCAGAAGGCCAAAGAGUUGGACGUGAACACUGGGGCUGCAGAUCUCAUGUACUGACCAGAGCUUUUGUUUGGCCGAUGGUCUGGCCCCCUGCUGUAGUGACACUGAGCCUCUGUUAUUAGUGUAUCUCAAUGGGAGUCUUGAUGCCAUAGCUCUUUCGUGUCCAUGCGCUGUUGAAAGGCCCAAGCAAAUGUGAACCCUUCUAAGAUCUCAUUUUCCUCUUUCAGUGACAAGUUGUCAGUCCUUUGGACGACAACCGGAGACGUCUCACUGGCCCCCUGUCUUAGAAAAGCUGUCUUGAGCCUUCGGGGUGGUGUGGUCUUGUUUUACAUUCCCUUGUUAAUUGGUGAUAUCUCAUUAGGAUGGUGAGGAUUUCACUCUGCUGUUGAAAAGCAGACUUGGUUGGUUUUACUUUUUUCAUCAUGGAUGUCCAUACAUUAAGGACCCCCCGCCUAACAGUCCCAAAGCGCUCUCAAUGGGGGUGAAAAGGUUUGUGACGACUGAUUGAUCAGAGUAGGUGCAGAUGUUGAUUGACAAUUAUAGCUCCUGGUCAAAAGUACUACACAAUCUACAUUGUAGUCACUUAGCAAACCCUCUAACAGAGUAACUUCCUGGAGCAACUAAGUUGCCAGAGCACAAAGACAGAAUAACAGAUUUUUCACCUUGCCCCAUAUGGAAUCCUGUCUCACAACCUUUUGGUUACUGUUAAGAUGGUCAAGCCAAUAAGCUACCUGAUACCUCUUUUGACAGACCACAACCUAUUGUGCUUUAUACUGUUUUUCCCCUGCAUACAGAAAUUGUAGUAGUCAAAUUGCCUCAUUGUUUGAUUGAAUUGUGUAUUCACAAUUGUGUGAUGUGCCAAUUUGAAUGAUUUAAUUUUUUUUUGUAAAAUGUUUAGAGCUAUUUACGAUUUGUUGUAGAUUUUAUAUUCUGUUCAAGUGCAUGGUAGAGGUGUGUAUUGUAUGUCUUUUAGGAAGAACAAAUGCAUAAAUGUUGUAAUAUCUGUUAUUUUACCAGUUAGAAUAAAAUGUUAUAUGCAUGCUU